GCAGGCGGCGCUGGUCGCUGUCCUGGGUGUUGAAUCUGCUGCUGCUGCCGCUCGCCGGAGCCGGGGAGCGGCUGCGGGAGGCAAAGGGCGGGCGGGCGGGCGGCAUGGAGUGAGGGCUGGCGGCGGCGGGCAGGGGAGCGGGACAGCCGCCUGCGAUGGGCCAGGCAUGAUGGGGGCGCUCGGCUCCGUCCUCCCGCUGCUGCUGCCGCCGCUGCUGCAGGUCCUCGCCGCCGCCCCGCGCAGCCAACCGCCCUCCGCCGGAGCCGCCGCCGAGGCGCGGAUCGGCUGCCUGUUUGAAGAUGACCUUUGCAAAUCUUUUGAGAUCUGUGUAAAUGAUGGAAUAUUUGGGAGAUGUCAGCGAGUGCCAGUAAUAGACACCUAUAAAUAUGACAUUUCACCCCCUGUUCUUCAGCGCUUAAGGAUCAUCCUGGAGAAGCUUUCACACAGAGGUUUUACCUGGCGAGAUGAUUAUACACAGCAUGUUAUUGGCCAGGAACUCUCAACCAUUCACAAAAUCCACAACAGACGCCCUGAUAUAUUUGCAUCUGAAGGAUCUGAUACAGGAGGGACUUUGGGACAGAAUGCAGAUAAUGAAAGAAAUUACGAUCUGGAAAAUGAUGUGAACUUGGCCAAGUCUCUUCAGCAAUAUCUUAAAUAUCUCAGUAUUCUCUCCCAGUCUGCAGCUACAAAUUUGUAUCCAAGGAAGAUGAAUGACAAAGCUUCUGUCAAGAGCUACAUCUAUAAUGAUCCCAUCAGGUACUACAUGAUGCAAAAACCCAAAGAGCGAGCACCUCCUUUGGCCCAUGCAUCAACAUCCCAUCAACAGCACACGGAAAAUCUCCUUGGAAGGACCUUCAACCAGCCUCAGCCAGACAAGUUCUCGCCAGAGUCAGAAAUGGGGCUUGACCAAAAAACUCUGAUGGCGGCACUGCAUACGUUCAUCACUCGGAACUUGUCAGCACAAAGCAAUGAUAAAAGCUCUCAGAGCAGGACUAAAGGGUCUCACAUUUAUGCUGAUAGAUUCUACCCUUCGCAAGUCAGUCCUUUUGAUGGAAAUUUUGCCAAAGGAAAAGCAGAUUUUAAAGUGAAGAAGCUGUUCCAGCCAAGACCUGCGUCUGGAGUGCUGGGGCCAACCCCUGAGAUGCUGAAUCAUAAGUCUGCUUCCCAGGAUGAUCCAAAGGACCCUCUGAGUGUAGUGGAUGAGGCACUUAUUAAAGAUGUAUUGAAGGACCUAGAGAAACACCAAGUGAAUGUGGAGAAUCUCAGCUCAACAGAACUGGAUGAGAUUGCUGAUACUAUCGCCAAUGCAAUUCAAACCGUUGGCAUUCAGGAAGAAACAGAAGAGGGUGCUGGAAAAACUAAAGACGACAAAACAGAAGCACAAAUAAAGAAAGGAGAUGCUCAAGGAAGGGCAGAGGUUCAGAAUGAAUUAAUGGAAAACAGUGUUAAUAUACCAGACAAUGGAGUGCGUGAAGCCAGUGCCAGAAUUGAUAAAGAGGAGAACACUGCAAAACUAGUUAACUUCUUGAAUGAGAAUGCAUUACCUCAAAAUAUGCCUAAAGACCUUAUACCUGAAAAAUCUACUAAGACAGAAACCAAGAAAUCGGAAGGCACUGACUCUUCUUCCUCAGAAGAAAUAAAUGCUGGUGUGGAAAAUGUAAAAAGUGAGACUUUCUCAAGGGAACUGACAGCUGCAAAGAAUAGUGACUCUGACUCCAAAGACCCGAGUGAGAUCCACUACUGGAUUAAGAACACUUUAAUGCAGGAUGGAAACUCCUACAAAGAGCCUCAGAAAAGUAUGGGACAAGGCUUGCAACUUGAAGUGAAGUCUUCGGAGGAGAAAGAAUACGGCUAUAUUGUGACAGUGAAAGACCCCCUGAGUGUGGAAAAGGGCUUGGAUUUAAUAAAGGAAGUGGCAGAUCUCCUGAAGCUGCAGAUGAGUGCCUUCGAUGAUGUCAACGUGCUGGGACCAGCUGUGACCUUCAGAGUGCACUCAAACCUCCAAAACAUUUCAACUGCAGAUGUUGCCAAAGCAGCAGCUAUAAACAAAGAGAAGCUUGAAAAAACAACUGGACUGAAAAUUCUGCAGACUGGUGUGGGGGAGAAAAGCAACGUCCCGCCGCUCCCGCAGCGCGGGGAAGAGGCAGAGUCCGCCAAAUUCCUCCUCCUCACCCUCCUCUCCCUCGCCUGCAUCGCCGGGGUCCUGGCGGCGUCGGGGGUCGCCUACUGCCUCCGCCACCGCGCCCACCACCGCCUGAAGGAGAAGCUCUCGGCCCUGGGGGCCGACGCCGGCUCCGACGCCCCCGCUGCUUAUCAGGAGCUAUGCCGUCAGCGCAUGGCAGUGAAAACAUCUGAUCGCCCGGAGCCCCUGCAUGCUUCUCGAAUAAAUAGCGUUUCUUCACAAUUUAGCGAUGGGCCCAUUCCCAGCCCCUCGGCCCGGAGCAGCACAUCGUCCUGGUGCGAGGAGCCGGUUCAGUCCAACAUGGACAUCUCCACCGGUCACAUGAUCUUGUCCUACAUGGAAGAUCAUCUGAAAAACAAGAAUCGUCUGGAGAAGGAAUGGGAAGCUCUGUGUGCUUAUCAGGCUGAACCCAAUGCCACCACCGUUGCACAGCAGGAGGAAAAUACCCAGAAGAACCGCUCACGGACUGUAGUACCAUAUGAUCAUUCCAGGAUAUGUCUGAAAGGUGAAAAUAGCCACGACAAUUCAGACUACAUCAAUGCUAGCCCAAUUAUGGACCAUGACCCCCGAAACCCUGCAUAUAUUGCCACCCAGGGCCCUCUCCCUGCUACUGUCGCUGACUUCUGGCAGAUGGUCUGGGAGAACGGCUGUGUCGUUAUUGUCAUGCUGACACCCCUCGCGGAAAACGGAGUCAAACAGUGCUACCACUAUUGGCCAGACGAAGGGUCAAACCUCUACCACAUCUAUGAGGUAAACCUUGUCUCUGAGCAUAUCUGGUGUGAGGAUUUCCUUGUGAGGAGCUUCUACCUGAAGAACCUGCAGACGAACGAGACCCGCACAGUGACACAGUUCCACUUCCUCAGCUGGAACGAUCAGAGGGUUCCCGCUUCCACAAGAUCACUUCUGGAUUUCCGCAGAAAAGUAAACAAGUGCUACAGGGGUCGCUCUUGUCCAGUAGUUGUUCAUUGCAGCGAUGGUGCAGGAAGAAGUGGAACCUACAUUCUAAUUGACAUGGUUCUCAAUAAAAUGGCCAAAGGUGCUAAAGAGAUUGAUAUUGCUGCUACCCUGGAGCACUUGAGGGACCAGAGACCAGGCAUGGUCCAGACAAAGGAGCAGUUUGAGUUUGCUUUGACAGCGGUUGCAGAGGAAGUGAAUGCAAUACUCAAGGCACUUCCCCAGUGAGCGGCUCGGCCUCCCAAAGCUUCCUGCAGGAUCCGUCCCUCGUUUUCCUCAUCCUCAGUCCCUGUGAAUGUUCUUGGAAACCGUGACCUGACCUUAACUGUGUAUCUUCUGUUGUAACCACAUAGUGAUAGGGUCCUUACAAACUCCUUUAGCUGGUAAAAGUUCAACAGUUAAAAUGUGUAUUCUGUUUUUUGGGGUUUUAAACAAGUUUUUAAAAGUACAUUGAAGCCUCGGAUUAAGUGACAGAACAAUCCAUCUAAUUUCUUUCACAUCCUCGAAGCCCUGAAUGUCACACUUUGAAAGCACACAUUUAUGUUCUUAAUAGCAAAUAUACAGUAUUGUGGGUAAUUAGUGCAGUCAAUAUAGUCUCAGAAAACAGUGUUCUGUUAUAUUCUGUAACUUCUCAAAGGCUGAAUAAGAGGGGGGGGCCUGAAGAGGAUGGUGAUUGUUCCUAUACAAUGCCGAGCUAGAGCAUGAAACAGUGCUGAGGGUGUGAGUAAACACAGGUCCAGGCUCUGGCAAAGAGAGCUUGCACCUUCUCAUGCUGGGCUUUGGCAAGCAAAUGUUUUCUUAACUGUUGUUUACUUUUCAGCUUUGUGCCAUGAAUGGAAGAAAAUCUGAACUAUAAGUAAGUAGGCCUGCACAGUUGUUGCAACUGGGGAGAACGAGUUGGUCACAUUAAUGGGAAGCCGGGAGAUAACGAGCACAGCAACUCUGACCAUGUACCUACCACUGACAGCGCAGAAAAGGAGAGUGUAGACUCACCUCAGGUGAUGGGGAAAGGCCCUGUCAGCAGUCAGGUAAAUGUCCGGAGCUGUUGUGGAAACAGAUUGUUGAUUUUAUGGGAUUACUGAGGAAGAAAACGGGACUCUCCUCUUUAUAUUUUUGCAUUUCCCUCUGUAAAACUGUGCUGUGCCAUCCUUUUUAGCCAGGAAAAAUAUAUUUCUGUAAAAGCCUGGCUGAGGGAGAAAUCUCCAAUCUGCAUUUUAUGAUUCUCAUCGAGUCUGUCUGAUCCAGACAUUUGUUGCACCUUUCUGCAGAGGCUCUGCUUGCUCCUUGUUCUGAAUGAUACCUAUUUUAACUAACCAUUAAGGGAUAAAGAAGCACACAGGUUGAAUUUCAGAGAUUCUUAUGUUCUCAAAAUCCUAAUGCCUACUGUUGCAAAGUAAUGCUAAAAUGUGUCUGUGAAUGGUUUGGUUAUGCAAUCUUGCUUAUGUGAAUUCAUAGCUUUAGUUGUGGUACUCUUCUGAAGGAAUUUAAAUUAUUGAUAGAAAGUACUCUGAUAUGUUUGAAUGAAGGGCCUGAGUAAAAUCAUCAAAGGUACCUAUGUGAUCUAGGCUCUUAAUUUCAUUUUCAAAAGUGAAUACUUCGAUGCUUUUUCAUAUGUUAUCCUACAUCUCCAUGGUUUAAGAAUCUGGGGUGCUUUUUUUUCCAAAAUCUUAACAGUGUUGUGUGCUUGAAACCAUAUUAAGCUAAUCGUUUAACUUCAGCACUGGAAAAUAUAUCACUGAAUUUAAUUUGGGAAGGGGAAGCUUUUAUAAACUUCUAAUCAGUGAAAUGUUAAAGAUGACAAUAUCAGAGAGUUUUGCUGGCACAGAGGUAACAGGCAUCUGUUGAAAUCAACUAUGUUGCAAUUUUGUGUUGUGGGUGUGGAUAUUGGUGAUUUCUUCUUUUUAGCAAUUAAAGAGUUAUUUAAAAAAAAAAAAAAAAGCAGAAGGCUUGUUACUUUUUGCCAUACAUUUUUGUAUGCUUUGCUUGGUAUGUGCUGUUGCUUAAUUUGUGCGUUCCAUUACUAUAGCAGUACAGAGCAGUUACUGCAGAUGCCAUCAUCCUCUUAAGUACACAUACUGUACAUUAAGCCACAUGUUUAUUUUAUGGCCUAGGCAUUUUAGAGCUUUCCUAGCAAUAACUAAAAAAACUAAUGGAGUAUGAAUGAGAAAAUUGCCUUUUUCAUUUGAUAAUUUAGGUUUAACAGGAUUCUUUUAUUACUUUAGCUAACACAAAAUUGCAGAUCAGGGCAGAUGAGAUCAGUUUAAGCAGUAUCAGCAAGUGUUUGAAGUAGAUUUACUGUGAGCCAUGUACUGCAGCUUUCUGAAAAUACAGGUAGUUAUAUCCAAACAAACUGUCCAAAGAAUCAAAAUCAGGGCAUCCUAAGCCAAGCCCUCCGAUUAUUGGGUAGAAUUAUUUCCCAGAGCAAGAUGCUGUGCCAUUACCUACUGCCAAUGGGCUAAUGUGUUUUUAGCACAGAUUUCUGCCAUGGGAUUCAUUAGCGUUCGCCUUCUGACUGUCCCUGUGCAUACCGCAAACAUGGCUGACAAGCUUUUCGUUUGCACUUCAGGAAUAUUUUUUAAUUGUUCUUUUGCAAAUAUUUGCAUUUCAUAAUAGCAAUUUCAGGGUGAUCCCUAUUAAUUCACAAGCAGCUGAGUAUAGGACUUAAAUAUUGCUCUUCAUGCUUUGGAGUUUAUUUAGCAUAGAUUAGAGGGCAUUAAUCUUCCCCAAGGCUAAUGGGGCAGGGGUCUAUUGUUUUAUUCAUACUUGUAGACCAGUUUACACAACAGAAAGAUGCAGUCUUACUCAGAGGGUUAGAGUCUGUCCCACUGAAUGUCAUUGACAAUCCUGUUAUUUCAGCCAUGUUUUGUACAGUUCUUCCACAAAGAGGUGUCAGGCUUAUUCUGUUGACUGUAAACUAUCACACAGAGUAUUUUGUCUGCAGGUAGCAUACUGUUCACACCUCUCGAUAAACGCCCUGCUUCUGGGGGUGAUAACCUGCCGUGGGGUCUAUUAGUGAAAUGCAGGUUUCAGUUGCACCAGGGCAGUCCGGAGGGGUUUGACAAUCCAUUUCCCGGGAAGAUGCCAAAGCCAUGGAUGAAGCCACAGAGAUGGGUUUCUCAUGCAGGGCAGGUAUUUCUUUACCCUUUUCACUGCAGUUAACUUAGUCCUUGUGAUUUGGCAAAGGAUGUUGUUCAGGCCACCGCUGGCCACUUGCACUGGACGUGAGUGCUGCCCCAUGUUCACUGGCAGCUUGAGUUGAGCUUCUUCCUGGAAGCCAGCAUCACCUGAGAGCUCAGAGUCAAAUGAGAGCCACCGUCCUUCCCCGUUCAAUAUUCUGCUUUAUCUUGAGUAAACUUAUUGUGAUUGAAACUUGGGCUGGUGCCUGACACGUAGCCAUAAACAGCAUGUGUUUAAUAUUGACCAUCCUCGUGUUCUUGAUAAAGACAAAUUGAAUCUACAGGUGCUGUGUCUGUGGAUGAAUCUUUAAAUGACAUUUAAGUGGGAGAGCUGCAGGAGGGCAAUUCAACCCCAGUCCUCACAGUUUCCUUCCUUGCUGGUCAAAGCCUGUGGCAGAGGGAGAAAACCCUGUUUUCCCAGAGGCACAGCAGCGAGCACAGCUGCUGGCACUGAGCAGGGCAGUGACCUGACCAGACCCCAUGCUCAUGUAGUCACAGUGUGUGCAGAUAUGAGGGAUGGAGAGGUGGUUGUCACCAGCGUUGAUAGUUUGUAGGAGUAACAGCACAGGUGCUUUCUCCAGCCUUCGCCCUUCCCAUGACAAGGGCUGAGAUUUAGAGGGAUGGAGGGGCAGGACAGCACCAUUCCCCAAAGACCAGAUCCUUGAGGUUCAGCCCUAGCCACAGGGAAAACGGUGUGGGGUUUGCUUUUGGCUUCACGUGUUUCAGGUGUGAGCUCUACCCAGUGCUCCUGACCAUUGUCUGUGGGACCUGGUGCAGCCCAGGUAACAUCCAGUGGAAGUCCUUGGCAAUUGAGAGGGCCAAGAAUGAAUUUCAGCAGAAAAUCCCAUAUCCAAAUCUCAAUCCAGUAGUAAAACAAGCAAGAUUAUUUUUAUAGAUGCUACUAAACGUUUAAAACAUUUUAAAAUAUUUUUUAAAUCUACACCAAUGACUAAACCUUGUUCCUGUCUCUAGCAUGCAUGCAGAACCAAUCUCCAUCUAUCCCCAGGGGAAUGACAGCUAUAGUACCUGUAAGGAGUUCAUGCUUUAUUAGUCAAGUGGAACAUUAAUAAAACCCAGCCCACCUCAUAAUUUCCAGAAUAGUCAUUAAUUAAAACUGUUUAUUGGAAUAGAAAACAAGUAUUUGAUUAGGUUUGUUACAGAACAAUAGCUCUCCUAAUUUUUAUUCUGCAUAUUUUAUUCUUUGUUUAGAAAAUUCUCUUAAGAAGCAGUUGAGAUAAUUCGCUUUUUAAAACUGUACAGUUUCUAUGGUUUUGCUUUUUAAAUGAGAGUACACUUUGUAGAUUUGAUUAUUAUAUUUUUCUGUUAAGAUUACAUUGGGCAUUACAAAAGCAUUCCCCACCACAGUGAAAAGAAAGCUAUCCUGUUGGUUUAUUGUAAAAGAAAAAAAAAAUAAUUAAAAUUGCAGAGCUGUGGCAUACUCAAUCCAAUUAGAGCAUGACUCUUUACUACUCUUCGUUUACCACAUUAGAAAUAAAGUUACACCAGCAAGGUUUCAUUUGAAGCUGUUCUUGCAUGCUGUUUGUACUGUAUUUGAUGGCAUAAUAUUGUUUUGUUUACACCUUUUCUUUCUUGUCAUUCUAUUAUAUUCUUUAUAUGUAUAUAGUUUAAAAAAAAUUAUACAAAGUAUUUUGUUCUACCUCUGUAAAAAUCAUAUUUGUGAAUAAAGUCACAUUGUCUGUGGAGUAUGGUAUUGUGAA
Molecule: messenger RNA, 8030 nt
Organism: Harpia harpyja (harpy eagle)
Lineage: Eukaryota; Metazoa; Chordata; Aves; Accipitriformes; Accipitridae
Gene: PTPRN2
Product: protein tyrosine phosphatase receptor type N2
Exons: 23
Coding region: 167-3364 (1065 amino acids)
Biological process (GO): protein dephosphorylation
Cellular component (GO): secretory granule
Molecular function (GO): protein tyrosine phosphatase activity
Source: RefSeq, a predicted model, not a curated record